CUCUACAAGGAGCGCGUUCCCUGGCCGGGUGGUUCGGUGCUGCUCGGGCAAGAGGCCGAUUCGGGCAGAUAAAACAGUGAAGUCUUUAACUGCUCCAGAAGAAGAGGAUCUGGAAGGAAAAUGUCUCUGGCAAAGAAGUAUCAGGCACAUGAUACUGCAGAGAUUCAAAGUCAGAAGUAAAUCAACUGGACAGUUGCCUCCUGCCUUCCUAAAUAGGCAAACAUAUUAGCAACAGAAGAAGGGGCCUACCUACCUCAUUCCUGGAGAAGGUGGGUUUGCUGCUGUGGAUGCCUGCCUCGUUUGCUUCACCAAAAUGAAUUAGGGCAUGCAGGAGAGAAGGGAGACUUUUGCAAGCAGAACCUAUCAUGAUUUCUCAGGGGACAAAAUUUUGCUUAUUCAUACCUUUUACUGUGGCAAAAAUGGAUUCUUUUCCUCACCAAAACCCAGCAGCAUAACACCCAUCCAACACCUGCCUCAAGGAACUCUUAUUUAAAGUCCAUUUUUAUUUCCCUGUAGCUGUGGUGCAAGCAAGAGCCAACCAACAUCAUCUGCUGCCAAUAGAAAAUCUCCAUGCCAGACCUUACCCUGGGCAUGAGAUGGAGACCUUUUAGCCAGCCAGUGAGUCCAACUACUGCUGCAUGUCUGGCAGCACCUCUGAAUGAUCACAUGACUCUUGAUAUGGAUGCAGUCCUGUCAGACUUUGUUCGGUCCACAGGGGCAGAACCAGGUCUGGCCAGAGACUUACUAGAAGGCAAGAACUGGGACCUGACAGCAGCUUUGAACGACUAUGAGCAGCUGCGGCAGGUGCACACGGCCAACCUGCCCCAGGCGUUCAACGAGGGCAGGUUUUACAAGCAGCAGGAGCCAGAGCAGCCUCCCCAGGUGACCAAGGCUGAGAGGCCCUGCCUGCAAAGGCAGGAUGACAUUGCCCAAGAAAAGCGUCUCUCCAGAGGGAUUUCCCAUGCCAGCUCAGCCAUAGUGUCCCUUGCUCGCUCCCAUGUAGCCAAUGACUGCAGCAAUGAGCAGUUCCCUUUGGAGAUGCCCAUCUACACAUUCCAGCUGCCAGACCUGAGCGUGUACAGCGAGGACUUCAGGAGCUUCAUUGAGAGGGACCUAAUUGAGCAGGCCACCAUGGUGGCAUUGGAGCAAGCAGGACGCCUCAAUUGGUGGUCCACAGUGUGCACCAGCUGCAAGCGCCUGCUGCCCCUGGCCACCACGGGUGAUGGAAACUGCCUCCUGCAUGCUGCCUCUCUAGGGAUGUGGGGAUUUCACGACCGGGACCUUGUGUUACGGAAAGCUCUCUAUACUAUGAUGAGGAGUGGAGCUGAAAGGGAAGCACUGAAAAGAAGAUGGAGAUGGCAACAGACUCAGCAAAAUAAGGAGUCAGGUUUGGUAUACACAGAGGAGGAGUGGGAGCGCGAGUGGAACGAGCUGCUCAAGCUGGCGUCGAGCGAGCCGCGCACGCACUUCAGCAAGAAUGGGGGCACUGGUGGCGGGGUGGACAAUGCAGAAGAUCCAGUGUAUGAGAGCUUGGAAGAAUUCCAUGUUUUUGUCUUAGCCCACAUCUUGAGAAGACCGAUUGUUGUAGUAGCAGACACAAUGUUACGAGACUCGGGGGGAGAAGCAUUUGCACCGAUACCAUUUGGAGGAAUUUAUUUGCCACUUGAAGUUCUGCCAAACAGAUGCCAUUGCUCACCUCUUGUCCUGGCCUAUGAUCAGGCCCAUUUCUCUGCUCUUGUCUCCAUGGAACAAAAAGACCAACAGAGAGAACAAGCGGUGAUCCCCCUGACUGACUCUGAACACAAGUUACUGCCUUUGCACUUUGCGGUCGAUCCUGGCAAAGACUGGGAGUGGGGAAAAGAUGACAAUGAUAACACCAGACUGGCCAAUUUGAUUCUGUCUCUUGAGGCAAAGCUUAAUCUUCUGCACAGCUACAUGAAUGUAACCUGGAUCCGCAUCCCCUCUGAGACACGGCAGGCCCCUUUGGCUCAACCAGAAUCCCCUACAGCUUCUGCUGGAGAAGACGUGCAGUCUCUGGCUGACUCCAUGGACUCAGACCGAGAGUCCAUCUGUAGUAAUUCCAAUGGCAAUAACGGCAAAAACGGUAAAGAAAAAGAAAAGGACAAACAAAGGAAAGAUAAAGACAAAACCAGGACGGAUUCAGUUGCCAAUAAAAUAGGAAGCCUCAGUAAAACCCUGGGAAUUAAACUGAAAAAGAACAUGGGUGGUCUUGGAGGUCUGGUGCACGGGAAGAUGAGCAGAGCCAAUUCAGGGAAUGGAAAAAAUGGUGACACAGUAGAGAAAGUCAAAGAGAAGAAGUCCAAGUCUCGCAAAGGGAGCAAAGAGGAAUCUGGACAGUCUGCGAGCACGUCUCCGUCAGAGAAGACCACUCCAUCUCCGACUGACAGAGCCAGCAGCUCCCCCACUGAAAAGGUGAACACUAAACCCUUUUCUGACAAGCAGUCUGACCCAUGGAAGUACAGCACAGACGUGAAACUCAGCCUAAAUAUUUUGAGAGCUGCCAUGCAGGGUGAACGAAAGUUUAUUUUUGCUGGCCUUCUUUUGACCAGUCACAGGCAUCAGUUCCACGAGGAGAUGAUCGGCUAUUACCUGACCAGUGCCCAGGAGCGCUUCAAUGCAGAACAGGAACAGAAAAGAAAGGAAGCUGAGAAAAAGGCUGUGCUGAAUGGCUCCUCUAGUAGGAAACUGGAGCCAGAGGCAUUUUCAAAAGAAAAAUUAGAACCAUCUCCUCAGGAUAGGGCAUCACCCGUCUUACCUCAAAGCCAUACGACCCAACUGGUUUUAAAGUUUAAAGACCGCACUAGUCCCACUCCCGGGUCCUUUUCUUCACCCAGCAACGGUGCCAAGAGAAGCGGCCCCAUCCCGGUGUCUGCCCACUAUAGCCAUACCCCCCCCGUUCAAAGGCAAAGUGUCAUCCAUUUGCAUGACGUCAACUCCAAGCCAUCGAGCUUCCAGGAUGAUACCUACAAGCCAGUGGUUGGCACCCUGAAAACCUGUGCCACCUACCCCCAGCAGAACAGGUCGCUGUCCUCGCAGAGCUACAGCCCCGCACGGCUGCCCGGGAUGCGCACGGUGAACACGGUAGAGUCGCUGAGCUACGCCAGGCCGGCCGAACACAAGUCCCAGACCUACACCAAUGGCUUCAACACCGGGGACGUCAGAGACUGCUUGGAGUACGCUGACGAGGACGCUCCUCAGAGCUGGCUGAACAACGACAAAAACCAAGGCAGAAGCACAGUUUGCCCAAUAUAUUCCAUCCAGCAGAACCGCUGUAAGAAGGAGAACUGUUCCUUUUAUGGUCGUCCUGAGACUGAAAAUUACUGUUCCUACUGCUACAAAGAGGAGUUAAAGCGCAGGGAGAGGGACAGCAAGGGACACAGGCAUUGAGGAUUCUUCCAUGACUACUUAGUUUUACCAUUUUCUUACUUACAAAGUAAACAGUGUUGGAUUGCAGUAAAAGGAAUCCUUAAAGAAUAAAGGAUUGAUGAGUAAAUAGUGUCUAGCUCUUCGCUUUUCUGGGGCAAUGAGGAAAUAAUAGGAAUAAUUUAUCAUAAAAAUAUUAUUUUCCAUUUUGUCAGUGUCUUUUUUACAUGUACUGGUAAGCUGAAGGGUUGUUUACUCCUUUGUCAGUGCAGUGUAUAUGUUUGGUCAAAAGUUUACUAAUGGUGCCUGAAUUUACACUGACAUCACUCAGGUAGUAGAAUGAUAGGGGAACGUCAUACUAGUGAAGAUGUGGUGUUGUAGUAGGGUAGUAUCUGCCUUGCAGACAUUUGAACUUAUAUAGGUAUAGAGUAUUUUUUCCUUAGUAAAACCUAAAUUUUUCAUAGCCUUUUUUUUUAGGAGGGUAGUGACUUUGCAUACUGCACAUUUUUAACAUGGCAGCAUAUUGCAUUGCUACUAAUGUUUGUAUAUUUCAGUCUGAAAUUGAGUGAUUUGAGAAAAAUGGGAGUGAAAGGUCUGAAUUCAUGAGGGCUGUAGGUCAUCUUAAUUUUCAGUUCUUACCAAUUAUUUCUAAAUUUUCAUUGAAAAAAAAAAAGUAGAUUUGAGCCACUUUUGUUUGCACUGAGUUUUUAAAGAGGUUUUAUAAGAAAAUUCAAUAUGACUUCAUGUCCCCAAGCCCCCACACCAUAUAGUUCUGCACACCUGAAUUUCAGAAGUAUUUCUGUUGAUGUUAAAAUACAGAAAAAUAUUACAAUAAAAUAUUUUUAAAAAUUACUAGGUAUGGAAAAUUUGAUGACCAGCUAGGAAAUUUAGGAUCAUUUUAGACUCCAACUGCUUGCCAAAACCAAUGCAAUGCAUCAAGUUAUUGCCUUAGUUAGUGCAUGAACCUAAUCAUUAUUUACUUACUCCUUCUGAACAUUAUUGAGUGAUAAUUAUUGCAAGUGUAACUACUUGAGCCUUUCUUGAAGACUGUUGGCUCCUCCUCUUUUCAAGUCUCCUAGAGUGAGUCAUCUCCCCCACCAGGAGGCUCCCAGAUGGCUGUAAAAUGCCUCCAGCAGGAAUGGCAGCUCCUUGCACAGAUUUGCACAAGUCUGAGAUCCAAAUAUUUACAUGUUUGCAAUACUUCUGAAAAUAAAACUUUGCUCACAGAAGCAUAUCUGCAAAGCAGACACUGCAGAUACUGUUGAAGUAGAUGGAUGCCAUGAGGAAGUUUUCUAGGAUACAGCUCUGGGUUUGCACCCCUCCACCAUCAGCUGGCAGAAUGCAGAACAGGAGCUCUUUGGUGUUGUUACCCUUGUGAACAAUGGCUCAUUUUAAGAGCCAAUUUUGCAUAACAGGUGAAAGUACUGCCUUCAGGGCUGCUGACUCUGCCACCUCAAGGUGCAGAACAGGAGUUCUGCCCUCCUCAUUAGGGAAUAACACUUUUCUGACCCACACAGGAAAGAUUCUUUGCCAAAGAGUCUCCAUUUCUGAUUAUUUGCUUGUUGCAACCCAAUUUUAAUUCUUGACAACGGUGGCACCGUUGCAUACAGUUAAUCCAAAUUAACCCUGAAACCAAGUCCCCUGUGAAACAAGAUGCACAAACUUCUGCUGCUGUGUCCUGGCUUUCAGAAAAAGCAUGUGAGCUUUUCCAGUCUCCCAGACUGGUAGAACUGAGAACAUACUUAAAAUUGACCAUAUUUUUAGGUUUUCUGCUGAAUGGGAGUUUUCAAA
Messenger RNA from Melozone crissalis (California towhee), 5175 nucleotides. RefSeq names its product OTU deubiquitinase 7A (gene OTUD7A). Gene Ontology annotation, cellular component: cytoplasm; nucleus. The coding region runs from base 571 to 3408 and encodes 945 amino acids. NCBI's taxonomy places the organism in Eukaryota, Metazoa, Chordata, Aves, Passeriformes, Passerellidae. Gene Ontology annotation, molecular function: zinc ion binding; K63-linked polyubiquitin modification-dependent protein binding; DNA binding. The record is from RefSeq and is a predicted model, not a curated record. Gene Ontology annotation, biological process: protein K48-linked deubiquitination; protein deubiquitination involved in ubiquitin-dependent protein catabolic process; protein K11-linked deubiquitination. The transcript is spliced from 17 exons.